Molecule: messenger RNA, 720 nt
Organism: Austrofundulus limnaeus
Lineage: Eukaryota; Metazoa; Chordata; Actinopteri; Cyprinodontiformes; Rivulidae
Product: predicted GPI-anchored protein 58
Exons: 2
Coding region: 1-720 (239 amino acids)
Source: RefSeq, a predicted model, not a curated record
AUGCCUUCUGAGAAUGAACCGGAAUAUGAUGCUGACCAUGAUCCCAAAAGUGAUCCACUCUGCCCCGAGUAUAUUGGGUACAGCCCUGCAGAGCCAAUGAUGUCUCGCUCUCCAGUGCCUCCUCAGAGAGGGUCCCGAAUGCCUCCUCCAGUGCCGCCCCCGAUAAGGUCCCCGAGACCUCCAGCUGUCAGCUCCUCCAAGAGCAUUGAUGCCUCCACCUCCUGCACUGUCAGCGCCUUCAAGACGUUCAACGCCUCUACAGCCACCUGCGCUAUGGCGAGGGUCGAUGCCUCCACCGCUCCCAGCGCCUCCGAGAGGGUCGAUGCCUCCAUGACAUCCUGCAUACUGGAGAGGGUCAACGCCGCUACAGCCUCCUCUCUUGUGGAGGUACUGACGCCACCUGCUGCAGCUGAGUCCUCCAUGUCUGCUGCUACUGCUGAGCUCCCAUUGCUGGCUGCAGUCCUGCCUGUGCUCUCUACGCCAGCCUCAGAGACUCCUGAGCCAGAACCAGCACCUGAGCCUUCAGAGMCAGAGCCAGCACAUCCAGGGUCUCCAGCUAUGAUGGUAAAGUCCCCGAGCCAGCCUGAGUUUCCUGAGUCCCCGGGUGGGAAUGUUAAGUCCCCGGGCCAGACCAAGUUUUCUGAGUCCCUGCUGGUCUCUGAGUUUUCUGAGUCCUCCAUGCUUGCUGUAGAYGAGACCCUCCAUGCCAUCUGCAGUUGA